AUGGCUCAAACCUUAGACCCGAAAGAAGACAUUCCCCACCCCAACCUCCCAUUGCCAAGUACCAGCGCGCUGGGUCUCACACGAACGUAUGCCCGUGAAUGGACUUCGGCCCAUGCAUUUCGGGAGUUCUACCAAAACUGGAAAGAUGCAAUCAUCCAGUCAUACAAUCUAAAGUCGAUGGACUUCAACCCCGACUUAGCGGACAAGAAGGACGAGAUAUUGAUCACAAUCCAUCGCCACUCUCCCACUGGACUGGUGGAGGAUUGCAUGGGAUAUAUCAGAUUCAAAAAAGAGACUGGGACGGUGGAGUUCACCAACUUUGGUGCCAUUCUGGCCCGUAACUGCCUUGAGAUGGGCUACUCUACCAAGACCGAAGACGCACGAUUAGCAGGUAGAUACGGUGAGGGCCUCAAGGUUGCGGCAUUGGUCAUGCGCCGAAAUGGGUACCACGUUCGGAUCUGCAGUAAUAGCAGAUUUUGGAACUUUGGAUUCAGAGGGAAAUCGAAAAAUGAGUUCUACUACCAACUGAAUCGAGCCAGCGAAAGUCGAGUGCACACCCUGAGAACUGCAUUCAACAACGCGCAUGAAAGCGGUACGGCACGUAAAAUGAGUCCUAACAUCUGGGAAGAUGUCUCUGUGACUGUCGGGCAAAUUCGGGGACAUGGCCAACCGGUUGACUUGGAUACUUUUGCCAACUGGCUGGAAGUGACCAUAGAUCUGCACCACCCGUGCAAGCUCGUCUGUACACUCUAUGGAAAAUUGAUCCUGGACCCAGCAUAUGCCGGUCAAUUAUACGUAAAGGGGCUCCGGGUGACGUUAGCCGACUGCAGGGAAACCCAAUACCGAUAUGGCUACGAUUUUUUGACUCCGGAUAUGUCCCCUAACCGAGACCGCCGGCUUGAGGUGCAUCCCGAACGGGAAGCAAAAGCGGUGGCCGCGAUCUGGGAGGCAGCGAUCAGACAGGAUCAAGACGUCAUUCACAUAUACACUGACCUCCUCAAACUGGACAACUCCGCGGAUGUGGCCUUUGCAGACACGAAUAUCACAGAAGCCACUGCGCAGAAGGUAUGGGCAUGCCUUGGCGCUGAUGCGCGAAAGGACGGUCUUUUUUACUUUCCAGCAGGAUACGAAGCAGAUAAUGUGCAACUGAUUCGACAUGAGCUCAAAUACGAACCCAUCCCCCUACCGUACUCACUUUGGAAGCUCCUUCGGAAGUACGGUUUGGCGAAAUUGCCGUUCGAGGAAAUCUACCAUCAAUUUCAGCAGUCACGAGAAGUUGAGCCCCCAGCCACGCUCUUUGCUCAGGAGACGAGCAGAGCAUUUGGCGCCCUAUUCGGUAGGCACGCUCCAGACAAGGAGACCCGGAUCGUCUAUGUUCACUUUGCAGAUAAUCUGCCGAACAUGGCAUUUUCGAAGGAACACAACAUCCUUUACGUACACGAGAAGUGGCUCGAUUCUGGCCGGGCCCACGGGACUUCGCCAUGUGAGAUGUCUGAGGUUGGAGUGAUCCUCACCGACAUGUUCUGCGACCACAUAGUGGAUGAUAUGUUCAAGAGUGCAAUCCUUGCCGUACGGCGGCCGAUUGACCCCCCGUAUAACUUCAUGGUCAAAGAUGUGCAGUCCCUGCAGAGUCUGGUCCGCAACUGCAAGGGAAAGACUCGUGAGAUGGCAUUUAAUGUACAAGUUGCGGCGGCCAAAUCAACAAAUUCACUUCGUGUAACAUGGAGCGACAGCUACAGUCGAGCUUUUGCAGAAACAUUCAGAUCACUUGUGGAGUACAUCGUCGUAUUGCACGGGGCUGCCUGUAUACUUGAGGCUCAAAGACUCUGGUACAGGGAGAACAGCAUUACGUGUGACUGUCCCAGACAAAUUGUGCAGUUGGCUCCAAAUGGUAUGGAAAACGUUGCGGUCUUUGAAAGCUUAGAUGAUAAGCCUCGCUUUCCCAUGGUAGCACGUUUCCGACAAUCAUCUGCAGAGCCAUCUCUAUGGGCUCUUCCACCUCCCCCUAUAUCGCCAAUCAACACAUCGGCUGAGGGAAUCCUAGAUGAGACAACUCUCGACGGAAGAGAAAAUGAUGUUGAAAGCGAUGAGGGCUCAGAGGCGUACAGCCCCGUCCUAGAAGUCCCUCAAAUCAUGCAUCACGACAGCGAGAGGUUACAUGAACUAUCAGAAGACACUGUGGCAAUGGUGGUUACCUAUGAACAAUACGCUGAAAGAACGGCCGUGUGUAAAGCACAGAGUCUAGCUGGAGUGCGAGCAAUCUCACAGGUCCGAAGUGGGCAGUAUCUUCGGGUCCCCACCGACUCUUCGUUAUUCUGGAUCUUAUACGUCCACGAAGUCCUGUAUGAGGAUCAUUGUGCCCGGUUGCUUGUCACGAAGUACUCCUCGUACUCCAGUCUUUUGCAGUCCGACGGCAUACCCGAAGCAGUUCAGCAAAAGGAGCUGUUGCUUCAUUUCAACGAUUUCCAUCACAUGGGUAAGAUGGAGGAUGCGGAUUGGGUGACAACAGAUGACUUACCAGAUUUAUCCUCCACGGAGAUAAGUGUUCAUCAUGGGACCGAGAAGCCAGGUAAGCUUAAUGGAAACUCUCAUACUAACUACUUUUGCCGAUUCGCUAUCCGUAACACGGAUGAUCUGACAAACUGCUCUCUGUUGCCCCUCAGAACCCAAGUGCCGAACAUGACAGGGAAAUACAAAGUGCCAGUCCUCUCUGCGCUUCCUGCUCCGAUGGUGAUUGACUUCUCCCCGAGAGACAUCGGCCUCUCUGUGGGAUUCAAGAGAGCGGGAUGUCACAUCGAGAGAGGGGUCGGUGAAUCAGAUAUACAUCCUCUUUGGCAGACACAAAACCCGGAUGCUCGAAUCGCCAAGGACGUGGAUGAAGGACUCCAUGCUCCAGAGCAGAUUUUAAACCCUCGGAUGUCCAGCAUCGCGAUCAUCUCAAGCGCCAUCCCAACCAAGCCCGGCGAUUCGUCUGCCAAUAGCCUGGCCUCCGCUAUGGACACAUGUCGUCGCGUAGCCCAACAUACGAAUAGAACAGACUUCAUCUUGCUUGCGAUUCACUACGCCAGCUGGGUAGAAUGCGCUUCCAGCUCACUGAAGGACGUAAUUUCUUGCCUUCUGGAAGCGCAGUACUCAGUACAUGUCCGUCUCCAUACAGUCUCAGCUGGUCUCCCGGAGGACAGUCCAGCCCUGUUCGUACUUGCGGCCCCUUUUUGCACGAAUCCUCAAUAUUUGGACGACAUCCUUGGUGACAUUAACCAUGCACGUAUGGGAGCUGAAGUCUCUUUCAACACUCACGACCCUGUGGCAAUUGCCGCAACGAAGGGAUUUGAUGAUAGCAUAGCUGGUGCACUCAACCCAUCCAAUUACGAACAGGUUAUACAGGGUGUCUCGCCCAUUUUUGCACAUCAAAUUGCAACGGCCGCAGGAUACUUUUUCGUUCCUUUUAACAGCUAUAUUUCUUCUGCGAUUUAUGUUUUCUUCACUCUACCUGGACACCUAGCCAUGGAUAAAGAGACUCUGCGUACCAUCCGCUCUAUAGGACGACAGAGAGCAAUGAAUAGCUACUACAAAACUUGUUACGUUCUUCUGCGACUUCUCGAGAAACUCAUCAUCUCGGCAGAGAAGGAACUCCUUUCACUGUCUAAAUCAGAAUCCGAUGAUGACUUCUGCUACGAUGCGGCGGCAAAAGUGGCAAUCAGGAUCCAUAAAGCUACUCGGGAAUUUAAGAAGCUCAAAGCUGAUGCCAUGAGUGCUUGGCUAACCCUCCAGAGAGCUUCGCGAACGGAAUCGAUGGUUGACUCGUAA
Messenger RNA from Talaromyces stipitatus ATCC 10500, 3807 nucleotides. RefSeq lists its product as uncharacterized. The record is from RefSeq and is a predicted model, not a curated record. NCBI's taxonomy places the organism in Eukaryota, Fungi, Ascomycota, Eurotiomycetes, Eurotiales, Trichocomaceae. The transcript has 9 exons. The coding region runs from base 1 to 3807 and encodes 1268 amino acids.